This is a messenger RNA of Lachancea fermentati, 3037 nucleotides long. NCBI's taxonomy places the organism in Eukaryota, Fungi, Ascomycota, Saccharomycetes, Saccharomycetales, Saccharomycetaceae. The record is from the annotation of a GenBank genome assembly.
AUGUCCAAACAACAACAAGAUCGGUUCAAGAACUACGAAUUCAUAGAAGUUGAAAGAUACAAAGAUUAUGACACGGAUCUUUUCCCAUGUAAUUCUGGAGCUCUAUUUGAGUUGGUAGCGAACGAGAUCCACUUCUUUCACGUCGAUCCUGCUAGUAACGUGAAGAAGGUUACCACCACUAGAACAAAGUCUCAACUUACUAAAAGUGCGGUACGCGAGAACGUUGUGCCUAUUGUAUUCAAAGGAAACAAGAAAAAGUACCUCUAUCUGGAGUAUGACGACGCUGAAGUCAGCCGUCAGCUGGGAGAGGAGAGGUGGAGCCUUAAAGUUGAAGAGGAGAGCCAGGAACUCAUGCUCGCAACUGAGCGGUGUAACAACGUGGUGUACAAACAUCUUGGUGCAGACCUGCUUGUGUUUUGCGAGAGGGAUUUGCAAGCACUACGUCGUUUCCACGCAUUCAGAGGUGAGUACAACGCCACAUGCAAGCGUGUGUGCCAACGCUGUGUACAAAAUGUCAAGAGAUCGCAAAAUGCUGCGCUAUAGAGCAACAAGGACUUUUCGAAGGCCUCAGGCAGGCGAGUCACUUCUCAAGACGCUGCAGGAAAAAAGCAUCAACACAUAUUCACUCUACUUUGCGCCUUUUCUCUAUAUGAUUCUCAACAUUAGGGAAUUUCCUCUUUUAAUGGGGUGUUUUGACGACGAGGAUGACGUGUACGACGAAGUCGAGCCUCGGGAUGAUCUUUCGGGCGAGGUUAGAGUCGAACAAAUCUCGCGUAUUUUCAGCAGGAUGCUAAAGGAUGAAGACGGACUGGGUGCAGUUUUGGAAGUCAUAGUGCGACUCACAGCGUUUGACGUCGGAGCAGAGGUGAGAAGAAGUGAGCAAGAAGAGGAUGAAGGUGAAGAUGAAAUAUCCGAGGAUGAGAGCGCUGAGGGUACACAGAGAUCAAAUUCAAACUUGUGUCACCCCGCACUACAGCCCGCUCGGAGGGUGAGGAGGCUUUUAGACGGAAUCAAGUUUUUUGUUGUGUAUGCUGUGUUCUGCACGGAAGAUAACAACGAUCUUUUUGACGAGGAACACUGCGCGCCCAUGUGGCGUUGGAUCAAGAGCGUGUACAACGAGGUUAGGGCUGAGGAAAAAAUCCAACUAGAUUAUGACGUCAAGCUUUGUGAACCCGAUGGUGUGAUUGUUUCCGGCAAGCUGUUCAACAGAAGGUACAUCCAAGACUUUUAUUACGGAGUAAAAAGCGAGAUUGAUGAGUUGAUACAGGACCUAGACGAUAUAUUUUACAUGCCGAGCCCUCAGGAUGUUGGAGGGAUGAUUUUGGAUGAUCGAAGUCUAACUGUUUCCGAGAACAAGGUGAAAAAUUGUCGGUCACUGCUGAGUUUGAUUCCUGAGUAUGCAAAGAAACGACUGCUGCCACUAAGCGGGAAAGCACUUGCUGCUCUUCAAGAGAUUAACCAGGGCCACCUCCCAGUAUGUGCUUUACUUUCUGGCCGUACUGCGACAAAUGCAGAUACAUUUACUAGGUCCGCAGUGCGACAAUUUUACGCCGGCGCGCUGGAAGUUUGUGGAGGGAAUGGGAAUGGAUCAGAACCCUUCAUCUCAGGAAGUCUCUUUCAGAGCUCUGUGUCGAUAUGUUUUUCUCAACACUAGUAAGGGACAAAUGGUUGCGUUCAGAGCGUUUGAUAAGUAUCUACGUCGCAAGUACCCAACGACAUUCAGUUGCAAGCUAAGCUUCCAGCAAUUACGCCAGGGUAUGGUUGCAAUAUCAAGAACGUACGUGAACAAGAAUGUGACCACGGACCUGUACGAAUCGAUGGUACAAGAGAUUAUGUUUGGCCAUGCAGCAAAGACAAGUCUUCAGAACUAUGGAGUGGAUAGUUUUUCGUUGAGGUCUGUGAGCGGAACAACCGCAACCUACCUCCAAAGCCGCGCGUCCACCGAGUGGCUGGAAUGGAUAGGGUUUGAGCGGAUAACGAAAGUAGAAAAACCAAACAAAAUGCUAGAUGGGGUGCCUCGUUCGGUUCCCAUUAGAUGUCCUGACGACCUGAACACAGCCGGAAAAGAAGUGUAUGGAGACGAUUUCCAGUUUCGUAAAGGACAGUUUUCCGUGUGCGUAGAGAUGUACUUGUCAAACGUGCCCUCGCUCGCCAUAAUUGCCCCACCUGGGUACGGUAAGACGGUACUAUAUCAAGUUCCCAUGAAGGCGCUGCAAGCGAAGCCUGAUGUAAGUACGUUUCCUUUGUGUGUGUUCCAUACACUGUGUUGGAAGCGGGAACACUAACGCGGAUGAGAAACGGGGGACUGCUAGCCAACAGUAUCAAGUUCUUUCUUGAGCGGGGUCAUGACGGUAUUUCUGACGUAUACAUAGGAACAUACAACGACGUUGCGAGCAAUGAGUUUGCUUUACAGAUUCAGGGGUGGGAGUCCUUCUAUGGAUCGAGCCAGCAAGCGUCUACUCCACGCCUGGGGUAUCUUGUGAUUGACGAGUAUCACAACAUCGAGACCGAGGAGUAUAGACGAGAGACGUUUGAGCCCAUGAAAAUGUAACUUUAACAAGUUUGAAAAGGUGGUCUUUCUCAGCGCCACUGCGACAGAAGGGAUAAUAGUAGGGCUGCGAUGUGCCGGUUGGGAUUCCCGGGGGUGCUUGAGGAUGGAGAGCACUUGGUUGCGGAGUGUGGCGAAAGUACGGCGUUGAUGAUGGAUUUCAAGACGAAGGUUAUCGACUUGGUGGACAAACCGCCGCUCGGCCAUAUCUAUAAGGAUAUAGUAACUUCCAAGAACUCGCCCAAGGAAGCCUUGGAACUACUAAAGAGUCUAUUUGCCCUUGAGCCGCAUGCCAAGGCUAUUGUAGCAGUGGGCCGCAGGGCCCUGGUGGAGGAGCUUGCAAUUGAGUGGAACAGAUAUUUCAACAUUCUUUGGAUCCACGGAGACUUGUCAUCGGAGGAAAAGACACGGCGAACACAAAGGUUUAUCAACGACGGGGGUAUGCGUGUACUCAUUGGAACAAAGCUUGUGUCCGAGGGAAUCGACGUA